GCUCCCCGCCCGCGUCCUGUCAGCCGCCCGCCCUCCCGGCCGCGGGGAGGGACUGAGGGGGCGGGAACGAGGCGAAGCGGAGCCGAGGGGAGGGAAGAGGACAGGAGGAGGCAGAGAGGAAGGGUCCAGGGCCAUGGCCUCCAUGGCGGCGGCGAUCGCGGCCUCGCGUUCCGCAGUCAUGAACGGGAACCGGCCUCUGGAUGACAAGGAGAGGAAGCGCUUCACCUACUUCUCGUCGCUGAGCCCUAUGGCCAGGAAGAUCAUGCAGGACAAGGAGAAGAUCCGCGAGAAGUACGGGCCCGAGUGGGAGCGGCUGCCCCCUAAGCAGCAGGACGAAAUCAUCGACCAGUACAUGGUGGGGCCGCACAUUGAGGCCCGCUACGCGGCGCACCGCGUCGGCGCCCCCGGGGACCCCGCGCCCGCCUGCUUCCCCAGCCUCCGCGGGCCCACCGGCCAGAAGAUCGUGCACUUCGGGGACGAGGACAUAACUUGGCAAGAUGAGCACUCUGCCCCAUUCUCCUGGGAAACAAGGAGUCAAAUGGAGUUCAGCAUCUCCGCCUUAUCCAUCCAAGAACCAAGCAAUGGCACCACCGGGAAUGAGCCGAAGCAACUGUCCAAAGCGUCUCAGGGCUCGCAGGCCCUCAAAUCCUCUCAGGGCAGCAAGUCCUCCAGCCUGGACGCUCUGGGGCCUGCUUGGAAGGAGGAGGAAGCCUCCUUCUGGAAGAUCAAUGCAGAGCGGUCCCGGGGAGAGGGGCCCGAGGCAGAGUUCCAGUCGCUGACCCCCAGUCAGAUCAAAUCCAUGGAGAAAGGGGAAAAGGUCGUGCCUGCCUGUUACCGGCAGGAGUCCACUCCAAAGGACAGGGAGGCCAAGGCAGAAAGACCCGGCAACCUCCGACAGGAGCCAUGUGUCCUUCCCAGUGUGAGCAUCGAGCGCGAGAGACCCCAGCCCAUGCAGGUCUCUCCCAGCACGAUGAGCGAGGUGGUCCCCUCUGAGCCCGUGGGGAAGCUGUCCUCUCCUGAUGCCAAACAGGAUGAUAUGGAGGAUGUUCUGUUACCGGAACCCGAGCUUGCACAGGUCAGCUCAAGUAAUGUCAUCUUGAAGACGGGAUUUGAUUUUCUGGACAAUUGGUAAAAUGAGUUAGACAAGAAAAUAAAACCAAGAACCCCAAAAAGUUUUCCAAAGUGGUGUGGUGGAGGAGGAUCAAAAGGGCGACAUUUUACCUGUGCGUUUUCCUAGUUUCUCUAUACUCUUUCCUUAAUCAUUUGGAAACUGUUAAAUAUUGCCUUGUUCAGAUAUUUCCUUUUUUUGGUAAGACCAGAUAUAUAUGCUAUUUUCAAUGAUUUGAUAACAGUUUUACCUUUGGAAUUUUUAAAGACCAUUAGAAGGUCAGUAAAUAUUGUAAAUGAAACAUCUGUUCCAUGCUUCACUCAAUUUUCCUGUUCCUCAAAGAAAGAAAGAGUUUUCCUCAGCCGUGUCACAGAUGUCAUAAAAGUGAUGUCCACUACUUCUCCUUUAUUCCCCUUCUCCGUUUUUUUAACUGUAGGGGGUUAACUUCGAUUGAUGGUGACGUCCUCAGCCAAAAUGGCAUCUGCACCCUGGCUGUGACCCGGGAAAGAUUUGCCCCCAGUAUGUGCUCACGCAGCACUCCCAGCCUCCCCGGGGGUUCUCUUGAUGAGGACACAUUCUUUGUGCUGUGUGCCACCCUCCACCCUCACACCGUUUCUCGGAAACAGGCUAUCGGCGUAUAGUAAAGCUUGUCUUUAAGCUGCGCCCUAAUACUUAUUGAAACUAUUGAUCAUUGUUUAAAAAAAGCUGCAUGUUUAAAAAUUUUGUAUUAACUUUUCAUUAUUUUGUAUCUAGAUUUAGUAGCCAUAAGGCUAUCACUUUUCUUGGUUUUGUACCAGUUUCUUAGAAGUUCUUUGUUACUUAAGUGACUGGUUGGGUUAUUCCCUGUACCGGGCAUAGAAAGGAGAAAGGGUGGAUAGCAGGCAUUGCUGGAGGACAGAGCUCUUCUGGUUAGCUGUGCUCAAACCUUCUAGCAUGAGACUGGCAGGGAGAGAGGGCAUCUUUCAUCCCAAGAAUUGGCCAGACUGCCUCGGAUUGGACCUCCCCGCCCCCAACCCCGACCACCACCAGGAGUGGACGAGUCAAGCUUCUGCAUCACCUGGCAGCACCCCUCCUGGAGACCUUGGAGGCGUCACGGCACAAGGGGGUCUCUUAGAGCUGGACUUCGCCACCCACUGUGUUGCCUGCUGCUCCGGUCACCGCUGACUGUUGCUGAGGCCCAAGGCUGCCUGGUGGAGAGGGCUGACCACGCUCCACGUGGGGUGGGGGAGUGUGGGCCUUUCUGUGGGCAGCCGUCCCGGCCGUUCUGCUGCCCACACAGGGCUCCCUGGCUGGCUGCACCUGAGCAGCACGGGCAUGUGGUGUGUGCCCCGGGUGGAGCUGCAGACCCUGUGAUUACACAUUGCCUCUCACUGUGUUCUCCUCACCUGAAGCCUUAAUUCCUUUGAACCCUCGCCAGUGAACAUUUGGUUUCAAUACCAGGGUGUGUAUUUUUAACAAGUUUAAUGGUUUUCUGUUUCAUAGGACCCUCUUCUGAAAUGAUUUCCAGAAUGUUGUUUCUGGCUCUGAGGUAAAGCAUGUGGCAACUUUUUAAUUUUUUUAUUUUUUUGCAGGGAAGUUUCUGCCAAAGCUGUGGCUUCGCCAACUUUCGGGUUGGUUCCUGCCAAUUGCUUCAUGUCCCUAAACUUCCUUUGGCCCGUGGAGGUCUUGGAUUUUUACAUUCCUCCUAUGGUGACUGACUAUAACUUGGCCAAUAUAGGCUUUUUCUGUACUGCUUAAGUAUAGUUGAUUUAUGCAAAGGGGGAAAAGGCUCUGUAGCAUUGCGAUGAGGGAAAAAGGAGCUUAGAAGUCCCAGCUGGACCAGCACGAGCAGGGUGCCAGCUCUCCUCUUGGCUUCCAGCCACUUUUCACAAAGGGAGCUCGAAGCGCGGCUUACAGCCACCCUCCACUCAGCCUCUCGGCCACGGGGUGUUUCGUAACCCAGCCUGGGAAAAGGAGUUCCUGUUUUGUUUUUUUUAAAGAUGUAUAGAUGUUUGUAUUCCUUGGUGUGUGUGUAGCAGGGAAGAAAGGUCUAAGGUCUGGGGCAUUGGUUGAAGGCGAUCUGUCUGUUCUCUUGGGAGAGGAUUUUAAUUUCCAUCUAACUUUCUCAUAAAGCCCGACAGCUCCUUAAAGUCCUUGGAGCUUCGGGGAUGUGGGGAUUGUUGAGAGCUUCUGCCACGCUUAGAACCAUCUUAGGCCCAGCAUCCACCAGCGUUUUGUUAACUUUCAUCAUAUUUUUUAAUUUCCUAAUGAUAGAGCCUCCCACAAUUAAAUGUAAGAUCAAUAAUUGGGAAUGGGUUUGCUCAAGCUUCUGAAGGUGCAGAGUCAGAAGGGGGAGAAGUGGAAGAUUCGAAUUCAAGCUCUCGGGGUGUUUCAUUCUGCCCUUACCUACAGGAUCUUAUUCUCAACCCCGGGCAAAGUUUGGACAGAGAUGGUGUUUUCAUUUAAACUCUCAGGCUGUACAAGUUACCACCAACUGCUUGGCUUAAAAUAGUCGAAAUUUCUCUGUCAUGCUUCUGGAGUCCAAAAGUCUGAAAUUGAGGUGUCAGCAGGGCCACAUUCCCUCUGAAGUUCUAGGGGAGAAGCCUUCCUGUCCUCUCGCAGCUUCUGGUGGCCCCAGAUGUUCCCAGGCUGGGGCGGCCCCACUCCAGUCCCUGCCUCCAUCUGCCUGUGGUUGUCCUCUCUCCUGGUGUAGCUUCUCUUUGUCCAAAUUCCCCUCUUCUUAUCAGGACACCAGCCAGAUUAGAUUUAAGGCCCACCUAACCCAGUGUGACCUCCUCUUAAUUUGGUUACAUCUGCAAAGACCUGACUUCCAAACAAGGUCACCACCCCAGGUUCCAGGGUUGGGUCUUGAACGUCUCUUCUGGGCAGGGUGUGGGGGGGCCCUAUCCAACCCCUAAGAGAUGGUCUCCUUCCCCUUUCUCAUGGGAGCCUGUGUUCCCUGAGCCCAAGUAGAGGAAAAUUAAGCUCUUAUUUUGCCACAUGUUUUCUGUUUGUCAGGAUGGAGUUUUCUUAAACCAGGAGUUUAUAUUUAUUAAAAAAAAAAAAUACACACUUCUCAGCCAAAGCCUAUAUGUGAUUUUGGAUCCCCCACCCGGACCUCAUGCUUUGCACCUGGGAUGGAGCUGAAGGAUUCAGUACAUUGCCUGGGGUGACUGCAUUUUACAAAAAUCUCCCCAAGAAAAUUAGAAACCAGUCUCUGUUCUUUGACCUGAGGGGCCGCUGCCCUCGGCCGCCUGGAGUUUUGGAGGACUGCCCACACUCAGGACAGCUGUGUCACCCAGCUCUCACCGCUGACACCUGCCAGACGCCAGGAGCGGCCACCACAGUGGUCAGUGCGCCACCUUCCUUUGAUACACAUUUUCAAAAAUGAUAAAUUCUUACAACUUGUAACUUGUCAUAUUUUAUAUUAAUGACCUUUAAUAAAGCCAUUUAAAAUAUGCUA
This is a messenger RNA of Choloepus didactylus (southern two-toed sloth), 4550 nucleotides long. It is a transcript of the gene C2H1orf198, whose product is annotated as chromosome 2 C1orf198 homolog. The record is from RefSeq and is a predicted model, not a curated record. The transcript is spliced from 4 exons. The coding region runs from base 134 to 1132 and encodes 332 amino acids. NCBI's taxonomy places the organism in Eukaryota, Metazoa, Chordata, Mammalia, Pilosa, Megalonychidae.